Molecule: messenger RNA, 619 nt
Organism: Physella acuta
Lineage: Eukaryota; Metazoa; Mollusca; Gastropoda; Physidae
Source: RefSeq, a predicted model, not a curated record
GUUCACACAAAAAAAAACAUGAUACAGCUAUCCUAUAAAAAGGGAGCAGAGUUGAGACGAUAGCACAGAGCCUUUGUUGUCUGACCACGAAGACAGUAGAACCUCAUUCGAGAAAAUGUUUCCCAAAAGUUGCCUUAUCGUCUGUCUGUCCAUGACCCUGCUCAUUCAUACAGUGAGGUCAACUAUGGUCAAGAUAGAGGGAGAAUACUUUGACAUUGACAUACCGGAGACUCUAGACUCGGACCCAAGCUUCAGAGGCGAUGAGAAGUUGACCGAUGACAUCCUGUUGACCAGACUCCGCCGGGCUACCGCCCAGCACUUUGUGGCCAGCCCACACGCCAGCGACCAGCCCCAGCAGCAGACCAACAGGGGCAGCAGGUACUCACGCUGGCAGAGGUAUAACGCCAUCCGCUCAGGUGGCCGAGGACAGGUGCUCGACGCUUAAGGACAGGUGGGCGAGGUCAGCUGAUCGACGCUUACAAUAUAGAGUUGUGAGACCACCAGCUUGUGACACCACCAGUAUGUAACACUACCAGUCAAGGACAACAGUGAUGUUCAGUUUUUAAUUGCACGUUCACCCAUGUGGUCUGAUUAAUAAAAACGUUCUACGGCCACCAUU